GAUGAAACCCCAAUAUUUACUUUCAGUUAAGUGGGUAAAACCCCCUAACUGCGGUUUACAUGUGUAGGUCACUGCGUUACUGUGUUAGUCAUUGUCUCUAUGCAGCAAUGACAAGGCUAGAAGAAGCAAACAGAGAAGUGAACAUGCACUCAUCAGUCAGAUACCUUGGCUAUCUUGCCAGAAUCAACCUACUGGUUGCCAUUUGCAUGGGCCUUUAUGUCAGAUGGGAAAAAACUGCAGAUGCACUGAUUUUGGUAAUAUUUAUUCUGGGGCUCUUUGUUCUUGGAAUUGCCAGCAUAUUGUACUACUAUUUUUCAAUGGAAACAGCAAGUUUGAGUCUCUCCAAUCUUUGGUUUGGUUUUUUGCUUGGCCUUCUCUGUUUUCUUAAUAAUUCUGCCUUCCAAACGGACGUGAAAGAAGAAGCUACUAAAUAUUUGCUCCUCUCCGCCAUUGUUUUAAGGAUAUUAUGUGCUUUGGUUGAGAGGAUUUGUGGUUGUAUCCAUCAUCGACCGACUCUGCUGACAACAGUUGAAUUUUUGGAGCUAGUUGGAUUUGCAAUUGCCAGCACAACUAUGCUGGUAGAAAAAUCUGUGAGUAUUAUUCUGUUGGUCAUGGCUUUGGCCAUGUUGAUUAUUGACUUACGUAUGAAGUCUUUUUUGGCAAUUCCAAAUUUGGCAAUUUUUGGAGCCAUUGCAUCCUUACUCUUUUUCCCAUCACUGAAAAUCCCCACAAACCCUUUUGCCUUGGCAUGUUUCUUCAGCUGCAUGAUUUCAGAUCCCCUUCUCGACGUUUACUUCAGCGGACUUUCAGUUACUGAACGAUGGAAGCCCUACUUGUACCGUGGUAAAAUUUGCAGAAGGCUUUCUGUCAUCUCAGUUGGAGUCAUUGAACUAAUCUUUUUCAUUCUUGCAGCCUUUAAAUUACGUGAUUUGGAUCUCUGGUAUUUUGUGAUACCUGGUUUUUCUAUUUUUGGAAUUUUCUGGAUGAUCUGUCAUGUGAUUUUUUUUAUAACUCUUUGGGGAUUUCACACAAAACUAAAUGACUGUCACAAGGUAUAUUAUACCCACCGUGCAGAAGACAACAGCCUUGACAGAGUUAUGGCAUCUAAAGGAAUGCGUCACUUCUGUUUAAUUUCGGAACAGCUAGUAUUUUUCAGCCUUGUCGCGACUGCUGUUUUGGGGGCCGUUUCUUGGCAGCCGACCAAUGGGAUCUUCAUGAGUGCAUUUCUCAUCGUUUUACCUCUGGAGUCCAUGGCUCAUGGGCUUUUCCAUGAGCUGGGAAACUGCUUGGGAGGAACGUGUGUCGGGUAUGCUGUUGUGAUUCCCACCAACUUUUGCAGUCCUGAUGGCCAACCAACUCUUCUUCCACCUGAGCAUGUGCAAGAGUUAAAUCUGAGGUCUACUGGCAUGCUUAAUGCCAUCCAAAGAUUUUUUGCAUAUCACAUGAUUGAGACGUAUGGUUGUGACUACUCUACAAGCGGACUGACCUUUGAUACCCUUCACUCCAAGAUCAAGUCUUUUCUUGAACUUCGGACAGCAGAUGGACCCAGACAUGAUACCUACAUUUUAUAUUACAGUGGUCACUCACAUAGCACUGGUGAAUGGGCGCUGGCAGGGGGUGAUGCUUUACGACUUGACACACUGUUGGAGUGGUGGCGAGAAAAGAACGGCACUUUUUGUUCUCGACUCAUCAUCGUUUUAGACUGUGAGAACUCUCAGCCUUGGGUUAAAGAAGUAAGAAAAGUAAAUGACCAGUAUGUUGCCGUGCAAGGAGCAGAAAUGGGUAGAGUUGUAGACAUCGAGGAAGCAGACCCUCCACGGCUUGGUGACUUCACCAGGCAAUGGGUUGAGUACAACUGUAACCCCGACAGCAACAUCAGCUGGUCCGACGGACGUACGGUGAAAGCGGUGUAUGGCGUGUCAAAACACUGGAGCGACUACACUUUGCAUUUGCCAACAGGAAGCGAUGUUGCCAAACACUGGAUGAUGUACUUCCCACGCAUCACCUAUCCAUUAGUACAUUUGGCAAACUGGUUUUGUGGUCUCAAUCUGUUCUGGGUCUGUAAAGCGUGCUUUAGGUGCUUGAAAAGACUGAAAAUGAGUUGGUUUCUUCCCACAGUGCUGGACACAGGACAGGGUUUCAAACUUGUCAAAUCCUAAUUAGCAACCAAAGAGAAAAUGAAGUGAGAGCUCUGGGAACUUUCUCACUGUACCGUACUUACAACUUUUUAUAUGACUAUUUUUCUCUGAAAAAGUCUGCUACACUCACUUUAUUCAGCUCUUUGAGCAGCUACAGUAUAUGCAACAGUUAGAAACUGCCAUCUUAAACAGAAGAGCGUAGGACUGAUAUUUGAGUUUUGUUACUGGUCUGUAUGUACAUAUGUAAGAGACUUAUUUAAUAUGACCAUGCGUUUUGGAGACAGUUCGCAUGUUCAUAUGCGUUACUUAAAGCAGCCUUUGUUCAGUCACCAGUUUGAUGGACGACAGCUCCUGCGAAUGUUACAGCAUGCUUAUUUGUCAUUGUCCUGGUUUCAGCUGGGAUAGAGUUAAUUUUCUUCUUAGAAACCAGGACAGUCAUUUAUAUCCACUAUAAGGUUCAAAUACAGGAAAGGAACCGAGCUAAUACGCAAAUCAAUUUAUAUGUCCUUGAAAUUAUGUGAUGGGGUCAAGGGUAUUAUAAAACAGCACUGAGCCAAAAACAUAGAAGAAUGAAUAGCCAUUGCAGGUAAGUAGCUACCAAGAAUCUUUAGUUUUAUUUGCUUUUACAUCUUCAGCCCCUGCCUCAGUUCUCUACUGCCAUCAGUGGAAAUUUGCCACAGAAAACAAGGAAAUCAGACAACCCUCUAAUGUUCUGAUGCUGCUGAGACAAUGUUUUCUGAAGUGCAGUUUUUAAAACUUUCAGUGUUACUUUCAAAGUUCAAUGUCUUGCUGGUGAUCUUUUUUUUUUUUUUUUUUAAAUAUUCCCAGUAGUUAAUUCAUAUAUGGAAUAAAAAGUGCACUGAGAGUUUUUUCCCUCA
Molecule: messenger RNA, 3016 nt
Organism: Gymnogyps californianus (California condor)
Lineage: Eukaryota; Metazoa; Chordata; Aves; Accipitriformes; Cathartidae
Gene: TMEM168
Product: transmembrane protein 168
Exons: 4
Coding region: 60-2159 (699 amino acids)
Source: RefSeq, a predicted model, not a curated record